AGCGGAAGCAGCCAGCCGCCGGCGGAGACACUUCUCAGCGUGGCAGCCCGGGUCUGCGCCUGAAGCCUCCGGAUCCCAGCCAGCUUGGUCCAACCCUCGCCAGUCGCAAUCCCCUGUGCCCAAGCCAAUCUACGCCGAGAGCGGCAGCAUGCAUGCAGUGUCGCGCCCCGGGCUCUGAAAGCAGCCCGUGAACAAGCUUGCUUGCCUGUCUUUUUAGGUUUUGGGGCUCUUGGCUACACGAAUGUGCCUCCCUCCCUUGGCAUGAUGGGGAUCUUUUUGGCGUCUGUUGGAUUUGUGUUCUUUUCCGUGUUAUAUGUACAGCAAGGGCUUUCUUCUCAAGCAAAAUUUACCGAGUUUCCGCGGAACGUGACUGCGACCGAGGGACAAAAUGUGGAGAUGUCCUGUGCUUUCCAAAGCGGCUCCGCUUCAGUGUACCUGGAGAUCCAAUGGUGGUUCCUUCGGGGACCAGAGGACCUGGAGCAUGGAACCGAGGCGGCUGGCUCUCAGGUGGAGCUCUUACCCGACAGAGACCCGGACAAUGAUGGGACCAAGAUCAGUACAGUGAAAGUCCAAGGCAAUGACAUCUCCCACAAGCUUCAGAUCUCCAAAGUGAGGAAAAAGGAUGAAGGCUUAUAUGAGUGCAGGGUGACAGAUGCCAACUACGGGGAGCUACAGGAACACAAGGCCCAGGCCUACCUGAAAGUCAACGCCAACAGCCAUGCGCGGAGAAUGCAGGCCUUUGAAGCCUCGCCCAUGUGGCUACAAGACAUGAAGCCUCGAAAGAAUGUGUCCUCCGUGGUUCCCAGCAGCAUCCACAGCUCUGCCAACCAACGAACGCACUCCACCUCCAGCCCUCAAGCGGUAGCCAAAAUCCCCAAACAAAGUCCACAAUCAGGUGCGAGGAUAGCUACAAGCCAUGGACUUUCUGUCCUGCUUCUUGUUUGUGGCUUUGUGAAGGGUGCUUUGCUUUAAUCUAAAGUGCUGACUUUUUUCCAAUAUCACUUUCUCUUCUUAAAGCAAAGAGCAAAUCGCCUGUAAAAUCUACGGAGCGGACAGCAAAGUUGACCCUAAACUCCAAGCACCAUUCUGCACCCCUGUACUCUAGUUACCUACACAAGGAACAUCAGCUUCCGGAAGCAUAAGUGAAGAGGCUAUUACACGCUUUAUUGAUAGUAUUUUCUUUGGGAAGUCGCUGAUCUUUUAUUUGAAGAGAAUUGAUGUAAAGCGAUAGGACAUUUUCUAAUAACAAGAUCUGGGUUUUUUUUUUGUUUGUUUUGUUUUCUUUCAACAAAUAAAAUCUACAUUUCACUAACUGCUCAGGAGUUGGCCUGAAAAUCAUCAGUAUAGUAGAUAUUUCCAUGGAUUCCACCAAUUUCCUACUAAGGGACACCUAAUCCGAAUGAAGCAAACAAAGAUAGCAAGCCUAAGACAUGCAAACUAUCUUCAAGCAGCACCCCAGCUGGGGAAACAAAAAAACAAAAUGCUGGACACUGUGGAUCAACAGCAAGCAACUUUAUUUUACAUAAGGAAGAAUCAGAGCAAUUUUUUUUUCGAAAAAAAAAAAAACCAACUUCUUUUUCUCCCCGUGGAAUUUUUCUUGGAGUUUCCCUUCUUUUCCUUGAUUGCCGUUCUUGUUCCGUGGUAGCAAGUGCCAAUUAUGGCCAAUCCUAGUCAAUCCUGGGAGGUUUAUAUUCAUGCAUAUUGAGUGUGCUAUAUUUCAAUGUAUUUUAAUUCAUUUUGCAAUUUCUGUAUAUGCAAACCUGGCAAAUUCUGUAAAUUGCUUCUAGUAUGUGUGAUAUGACUUCAAGGUAGAUAGAUACGACCCUCAUGCAAGCUGACUUUCUUCAUUCUAUAUGCAAAUAUAUCCAUGAGCAGAUAUUAGGCCACGAGCUUCUUUUCCUAAAGCAUUAUUUUUCUUUUACAGCUCACGUAUUGUGUGAAUUCUGUAGUGUGUUUCUCUGUUCCACUGGUUUGAUAGCUACGGUUUGUCUCUGUUGUCCUCUGCUUCCUCCUGGAAAAUGCAUAUUUAAGUUGUAUAUGUCUCUGAUAAAUGAAUUAAUUUUGUUGAGUGUGUACCAUGUUGGAAUUUGCUGCGUUCUUUUAUAUGUGUGUUUAUUGAGGUUUGGGGAUCUCGAGUCCGAAGAAUGCACAUCCUGGUUUUGACAGAUCUCCUCAUGUUAUCAAUAUUCUGUCUCAGAAAAAGAAUGAGGCCAAGUGGGAAAACUGGAGAAGAUAUUUUGACUCCUCAGGUUCCUGGAAGAGCAUAUCACACUCAGACUAAAUAACGCUGCUUCCUUUGUUCUUCAAGAAUUUUUUAGCUUUGUCAUUCUGUUAUUUGCUGCUAAUUAUAUUUUAAUGUCUACUAAUUAAAAUUUAAAAUGUGAUUGUUGGCUGAAUAGAAUAUGCAAAUGACUGCAAACCCCAUUACUAAAGAAGAUAGGUGUUCAAUCGUCACUCAUUAAUCAUAGUAUUAAAUAUUCUGUUGUUAUUUUUUUACUUUAUUAAUGUUGUUCAGACCCAUUUUAAAUUAAUCUUUUUCUGGCAAAGAAAGAUAUAACAAUUAAUACAGUCCCUCUUACAAAAUAGAAUAGUUAUGGUUUGAGAAAAAACACAUCCAGAUAGUCUUCCAGAGAGAUUAUUGUAUUUCCUUUCAGUAUAAAUUCAAAACACCAUCUGUGUAGGAAUUUAAGGUUCGAAAUUGAAGCUUGAAGGCCAUGAAUACCUUUGAUUUUUUUUUUUUUUAGGUAAAGGGCUGGACUCUGCCAUUCUAUAAGCAAUGUGUAUAUUUUCAUAACAUUCUUGACAUUCUCUUUUAAGAAGUAUUGUUUUAUGCUAAAUCUUUCCUUGCCAUUUUUUUGUUUCAUUUGAUUCAUUAUUUCAUUCUAGUGAGAAAAAUAAAGGUUUAAUUGUGAUACUUUAUUAACACACAAAUGUAUUUUCUUUCAAAGUUAAAUAUCUGAAGGUUGUUUAGAAUGAAAGGUAAAUAUUUCCUGUUAAGUCUCUUUGAGUUUAAAGGACGCCAUACAUAAGGCAUCUAUUAAUAUUCUGAUUCAAAGUCAACCAUACUUGGAAAAACCAUCAUGUAUUCUAUUGUUACUCAAUGUCCAAUUAAUGAUAUCAGCCAAUUCUACAUAAGCCAAGCCUGUACCCAUAUCAGCAAUGUUCAUCAUGCUUGUAAUAAAAGAGCACAUGCUAGUUUGGG
Messenger RNA from Microtus ochrogaster (prairie vole), 3202 nucleotides. It is a transcript of the gene Vstm2a, whose product is annotated as V-set and transmembrane domain containing 2A. Gene Ontology annotation, cellular component: membrane. NCBI's taxonomy places the organism in Eukaryota, Metazoa, Chordata, Mammalia, Rodentia, Cricetidae. The record is from RefSeq and is a predicted model, not a curated record.